AUGUUGGGACGCAAGAUACGUCCAAAGACAAAACGGGCCAAAGAAGGCCUCCGGCAGCUUUGGAAGAAACUACCAACCAGCGUUACCAAGAGUGAAGACAAGGCUGCCACCACAUCAGUCGCCGGGCCCGAAGAGAACACUGAGAAUGAAGUCCCUGCAGUAUCAGUAGUGCCUGAAACUGUCAUCCCCCAGAAACCAGCCGGACUUCGCAUCACAGUAACAGCUCGGUUCGAGCUCCCCGUGGACUUCACUAAUAGCCACACCUACCAGACCUCGCCCAAGUUCGAGGGAUCGGACAAGAUCUUCAACGCGCUGGUCAACCGAAUCCAGCAUUGUGCCAACGAGCUCAUCACAAGACAUGACCCGGACGCGGCCCAACCUCUCUUGAGCUCGCCCCCUCACAUCAAGGAUGCCCGCUACCAUCUCAUCUUCCAGGUCGAGCGUGAUGGCCAGCCCUGGGGCCAGCAGUACUUCGCCUGCUUCCAGAAGCAGCCCAUGGACGCCGCAGCAGCGCGCAAGGUCAUCUACGGAACCGACAGGAUAGUUUCUCUGUUUCUCCAACGCCACGACCCUGGUUUCCACUGGGAGCUUCCUCCUGUUGUAAGCGAGGAGCAGACACCUCACAAGACAUACAAGCCCGUCAUCGGAUGUGCCCAGCCACUGGACUGCAUUCCCAAUUAUAGCGGAAUGCCUGGAUACACCAUAGAACUCUCCCUCAAGACCCAGCACCGCGGCCACGCACGGAACUGGGCGAAGAGCAUCGAGAGUCGGCAGAACUCGCCGCUCACUCUGCACUCCGGAGAAAGCUUAAUGGCCAGAGUCCAGGACACGAUCCAGCGCGCCUUUGAAGGCCGGGAGACGGCGUACGACGAGGCCCAUUUCGGCUGCAAUGGCCUGGAGGGGACCGGCGGCUGCCAGCAUUAUGAGGAAGACGCCUUUGGUCUCGACGUCAAGCUUCGAAACAACAUUGGACCUGAAUUCUCCCACUUCCACUUCAAGAUUCAGACGUUCCAACUUCUCUUCACCCAAGAUCAGACCGCCGAUUUCGACGAGUUUGUCGAGCUCAUCGAAGGCAAUGUGGAGGAUCUCCGAGACGAAGCUGACGCCGGCAUCGGGAGCCUGGAUGACCUGCGGGUGCAGAUUCAAUAUCUAUCAUGCAAAGACUGGUCCAUGGAGAGAGCCCUGGCAGUGUCUCUUGAUUGUUCCAUCACAGAGUGCCGGACGACAAUCGAAGCAGUCCUGGAGCGAGUUCAAGCUGGCUUGAAGAAGACACUCCAGAGCCAAGGCUUCUCGGCUGCUGUCACUGCGCAUAAGCGAGGGCAUCUCGUCCUGGAUACUUUUAUCCCAGGCAUCGAACCAGAAACGACUGCUGCUCAGAGCGAAACACCUACCGUUCAGAGCACCAACCAACCCCAGACAGAAGCAGAGGACCGAUUGGCAAUUCUCAAGCUGCUUCGGGAACGCAUCGGUCAAGACAUCACCGCCGUAUGCAAAGACACCUGCAGCCUCGGCGAAGUAGGGUUCAUGAUAAACCUGAAGAUAACGCCCGCCUGCGACGAGGACAACCUGUCCAAGUACUCCACGACGCCCCCCGUAUCGAUCUGCCUUUCACAACGUAAGAUUGUGAAGAGGGCCGCGCAGGAAAACCUCCGCCUCGACUCCCCCGAAGGCUCCGCCGCUCCCAAGAAUGAAGAAGAAGAGCAGCUCGACGAAACGCAAGACUACGACUGCACGGCCUCGUCCAAGGGCGGCGCCUCACUUACUUCGGCGCCGAGCCUGGCAGACAUUGAUAGCGCCCAGCAGACUGAUGGUAUCGUCACCCCGUCGUCCGCCCGCAAGCCUUCUCCUGCAGAUCAAUGGGAAACGAUCACAGGCGCGCGAGGAAGGACCUUGUCAAAGUCCACGCGAGGAUCAAACAUGUCUGGCUCUUACACUGAGGAACCUUCUGUCAUCCACCAUCCGGCACACUUCGGCGAUGCAACCCUCCGACUGAUCGAGAACCUGGACGAGGAAGACACAGAGAUCCCUUCGACAGUAGAGAUCACCUCGACUGAAAACAUCCCCUCGAUCGUAGAGAUCCCUUCGACUGAAGGGGUCCCCUCGACUAAAGAAGUCACCUCGACUGAACAAGUCCCUUCGGCUGAAGAAGUCCCCUCGACUAAAGAGAUCCGCCCGACUGAAGAAAUCCCCUCAACUGAAGGAGUCCCUUCGACUGAAGAGAUCCCCUCGAUAGUCGAGAUCCUCUCAACUAAAGAUAUUCCUUCAACUGAAGAAGUCCACUCAACUGAAGAAGUCCACUCAACUGAAGAAGUCCACUCAACUGAAGAAGCCCCCUCGACAGCAGAGAUUCCCUCAACAGUGGAGAUCCCCUCAACAGUAGAGAUCACCUCGACUGAAGAUAUCCCCUCAACGGAUGAAAUCGCACAGGAAGCUAGCUCCAUAUCAGACGAUAUCCCCACAACAGUCAAGAUCCCCUCGACAGCUGAGAUCCCCGCAACAGUCCAUAUCCCCUCGACAGACGCAAUCCCACGGGAAGCUAGCUCGACAUCAGACGAUUCCGCCACCAAAGCCCUCACUCCCGAAGAACAGAAGCUCGAGAUCGUACUGCAAAAGGAUGUAUACGAAUGCCCCAACUCGCCAGAGGAAAUUCCACGAGAAGCUAGCUCUACAUCAGACGAUAUCGUCACCAAAACUCUCAUUCCCGAAAAACAGAAGCUCCAGGUCGUAUCGCAAGAGGAUAUAUACGAACGUCCCAACUCGCCAGAGGAAACACCAGAGGAAACAGCGGUGCAAGAAAGUGCCGAAAAGCAGCAGCCCGAUCUACCCGUGUGUGAGCCACAGGAAAGCCAAACGGAAAUAUCAGACGAUUCCGCCACCAAAACCCUCAUUCUCGAAGAACAGAAGCUCGAUGGUGUUACCCUCCGACUCAUCGAGAAUCUAGACGAAGAGGAAAUAGAUAUCCCCUUGACAGUAGAUAUCCCCUUGAGAGACGAAAUCCCACGGGAAGCUAGCUCUAUAUCAGGCGAUUCCGCCACCAAGACCCUCAUUGCUGAAGAGCAGAACCUCGAGAACGUGUCGCAAGAGGAUAUAUACGAGCGUCCCCAGUCUCCAGAGGAAACACCGGUGCAAGAGAGUGCCAAGAAGCAGCCCGAUACACCCGUGCCUGAGACAUUGCCUGAGACACAAGAAGUCCAAACGGCAGUAUCAGACGAUUCCGCCACCAAAACCCUCAUUCCCGAAGCACCGAAGCUCGAGGUCGUGCAGCACGAGGAUAGAUACGAACGUCCCAAGUCGCCAGAGGAAACAGCGGUGCAAGAGAGUGUCGAGAAGCAGCAGCCCGAUCUACGCGUUGUUGAGACACAAGAAGUUCCAACGGCAGUAUCAAUUACUCCCGACUGCAGCAGCGUCAGCUCAGAUGGCCCUUAUACUACGGAUGCACCCAAAGUAACUGCAACAACAACAAUAACCCCCGUUGUCCCGAGAAAGUCAGGCAGACGACACGGUGACUCCGGCACCAACCGAGAGUCAUUCCGCCUCUCGCAGAAUUUCGGCCAGCUCCGCAUCUUCAGCUUGUCAGGUACCCUGGGCGGGCUCCCCCCAGCGUGCACUAAGAUUCACGCGGAGGGACACAUCCCCCGCAGCGAGGUAUCCUCGACCACCGCCCCGAGCAUCUCAGAAUGA
Molecule: messenger RNA, 3681 nt
Organism: Clonostachys rhizophaga
Lineage: Eukaryota; Fungi; Ascomycota; Sordariomycetes; Hypocreales; Bionectriaceae
Source: the annotation of a GenBank genome assembly